Molecule: messenger RNA, 1095 nt
Organism: Paramecium tetraurelia
Lineage: Eukaryota; Ciliophora; Oligohymenophorea; Peniculida; Parameciidae
Exons: 2
Source: RefSeq, a predicted model, not a curated record
AUGACUGAAUUUUUGAGAGCAUCCUUUAUUAGUAGUUCAUCUGGCACUGAAAGAUAAACUCAUCCAAAUAAAAUUGAUAAUGGUCUAUUCAGAAAAAAAUUUAAGAAAAACAGCAAUUAAAUAAAUAACAGUUAAAUACAACAAUUCCGAUCAUUCCAAAAUUGUUCAAGUCCAGACUCUUCAGAUGAGAAUUAAUAACAACAAAUUAAAUCAGCCAUAAUUGAAUCAGAUACCGAUUAAAACUUAACCUACUCAAAGCAAUCUCCCAUUCCUACAUUAUAAAUUGACAUCCAAAAAAAUGGGAAUUCUAAAUAGAAAGUACCUCUGUAACCUGUAACCAUCUCAAAGUCCAAAUCUCCAUAACAAUUAAAAUAGUCAAUUUAAUUACUCACACUCUAGUUUGAUCUAAAGUAUAGAACUAUAAAAUUACCUGUGUUUCUUGAUGACACAUCCUUCACCUUGACGCAUAAAUUACUAUAGGAAUUAAGUAUAUCAACGACAGCAGCAAUCAUUUCAAAAACUGCAGACAUCAUUUAACAAACAAUAGAAAUGUAUAUGACUAGGUUGUACGAUUGGAUCAAUUAUAAUCGAUUGGGUAAAAUUGAUAGUGCCUUAUGGAAAGCAUAAGCCUAUAAAAAUAAUAGUUUUCUGUAAGACUUAGAAGAUGAGAUGCAAGUGGAUUUGUUAUCCGAAUACCAAUUAGUCGAUAAGAAUUGCACAAUUGGAAAGAUUAAGCUCUAUUAAUCUGGUUAAUACAUAGGGGAUAUUCCAGUAUACAGGAAUCAGGAUCCAUAAGAAUGCAUUCGGAACUUCUAUUAUUCCACAGGAUUGCAUUAUGAUGAAUAGAAAUUCAAUCGGCUAGUCAAUGAGGUCAUCCAGAUUUAAUUGUUAAGUGGAGAAAGCAUUGAUGAAAAAUAUACUAAGGACGAGAUUACGACAACUGUUAAAGUGAGUCAUGAUAAAAUUGUCAAAGUCAAUGCUAAAAGAAAUUAGAAUUUGGAUAAAUUUAUGAUCAAAUUAAGUGUUAAUCAUAAAUUAACACCUUAAUAGGCCAUGAAAGUGAAAGAUUAAAUAUAGAAAAGCUUUUACAUGUGA